GCCCACUCUCCACAACAUUACUACUAUGCCUACAUAACAUGAAAGCGUCUGAGGGGUCCCGCAAAACCUGGACUAUAGUCUCCAAGUAUCUUUUUACCUUUGGUAUCUUUGCGCAGGCCGCAAUACUUCUUGUCGUUCUAGGUUCCUACUGCGGCUUCUAUCCUUCCAAUUACUCGCCACUUCCGGGUCGUGAGGUCGCUCAAGCUCCCACCAACAAUGGUCUGACAUUGCGACACAUCAUUCAUCAUGGUGCGGGUCAGCCAGGACCGCGUGCCAGAAGGCUGGACGUGACAGAAGAUCGCAUGGUCCAAGCUGAAGCUGCCAGCCAUUUCGGGCCAUUCAUUGUCAAACAGGCUCCCAUUACCAUCGAAAAACCAUCAACUAUCCACAAGUAUGAUGGUCAGAGGCCGAUCUGGUCGACAAUAUCACCAAUUUUUGUUGCUGAAGAUGUCGCUGCUCCUGAUGUUGAAGACAAGGACACGAUUAUCAGUCUGGCUUCGAUGUCUGAGGAUGCCUACAAGCCUGGCCCUGCGGAUCCGGAGUGGAUGGAUGUCGACGAAUCUUACAACUCUUCUGUGCCCUUUGGAUGGGACGACAGUGGUAUUCGAGGCCACGUAUUUAGCGACGACACCAACUCGACCAUCAUCCUAUCGGUGAAGGGUACCACAGUUGCCAUGUUCGAAGGGAAUGGCACGUCAGGCCACGACAAGGAAAACGACAAUCUGUUUGGCUCCUGCUGCUGUGGACAAGGUGGAUCGUAUUGGUGGAAACAGAGCUGUGACUGCAUGACUAGUACCUACUCCUGCGACGACAAGUGCGUCAGAGCAGAGUUGCGGAAGCCGAACCGAUACUAUCAAGCGACCAUCGAGCUUUAUGAAGAGGUACAACGGAUCUACCCGGACGCAAACAUAAUCACGACUGGUCACAGCUUGGGCGGUGUUCUCGCUUCCCUGAUAGGUCUGCAGCAUGGCAUUCCCGCCAUCUCCUUUGAGGCAUACCCCCAAGCCAUGGCAGCAAAACGCCUCGGACUCCCUGCUGCUAGUGAUGUUGCUCCGCUACGAAAGAACACGGGUGGUUUCCACUUUGGCCAUACAGCGGAUCCUGUCUAUAUGGGCACAUGCAACGGCUUCUCGAGCUUCUGUUCCAUUGGCGGCUACGCUUUUGAGACGAUAUGUCACACUGGGAAGCGUUGCGCGUACGAUGUCGUCAAAGACUGGGGAUGGCGACCGAGUACGUCAACGCAUCGUCUACGGUACGCUAUUGAGAACGUGUACAUGAAGUAUGACAAGGCGGCAACAUGCGUGGACGAAGAUGUCACAUGUGUAGAUUGCUUCCUCUGGAAGUUUGACGAUGGGACUAAAACAACGUUCACCACAACGCCGACUGCUAUGCCCACGUCUCGCACAAGAACAAGAACCGAGACCUGCAAAACGCCUGGCUGGUGGGGAUGCCGCGAUAGAACAUCGACUUCUGCGUCGGCAACUGCAACACUAACGGAGCCCAUCGUCACUUCCACCUCAGAGUCAAGUACCAGCACGUGUAAAUCAGUAAGUACUCUGAACAGCUACGCUCAUAUACCGCAACUGACAAUAAUUGCAGCCUGGCUGGUUCGGGUGCAAAGACAAGACAACAGCGUUGACCUCCACUUCUCUAUCCGAAUCUACUACUGCUACAACUGCAUGUACAAGCAAGGGCUGGUUUGGUCGCUGCAACGAUGAUUCACCUGCAACAACAACGCCAGCAGCGGAAGGGUACGCCUACUAUCGCACAGCACCCACAGCGGCCCGAACAGCGCCGUAGCGAGACUGGAGUGAUACUCAGCCUGAAGUUUGACAACUUAACAUCGUGAAAUGUGCAGCCCCUAUCACCGUUCGUCUCAUCCAAAACACAUACAAGCAACAACGGACUCAGUAGCAUCAUGCCAAU
Messenger RNA from Didymella exigua CBS 183.55, 1926 nucleotides. Its product is annotated as alpha/beta-hydrolase. Lineage: Eukaryota; Fungi; Ascomycota; Dothideomycetes; Pleosporales; Didymellaceae. Gene Ontology annotation, biological process: neutral lipid catabolic process; multivesicular body membrane disassembly; macroautophagy. Gene Ontology annotation, molecular function: glycerophospholipase activity. The record is from RefSeq and is a predicted model, not a curated record. The coding region runs from base 39 to 1718 and encodes 559 amino acids. The transcript has a single exon.